Molecule: messenger RNA, 2214 nt
Organism: Rangifer tarandus platyrhynchus (Svalbard reindeer)
Lineage: Eukaryota; Metazoa; Chordata; Mammalia; Artiodactyla; Cervidae
Source: the annotation of a GenBank genome assembly
AUGGUAGUGUUCAAUGGCCUUCUUAAGAUCAAAAUCUGCGAGGCCGUGAGCUUGAAGCCCACAGCCUGGUCGCUGCGCCAUGCGGUGGGACCCCGGCCGCAGACUUUCCUUCUCGACCCCUACAUCGCCCUCAACGUGGACGACUCGCGCAUCGGCCAAACGGCCACCAAGCAGAAGACCAACAGCCCGGCCUGGCACGACGAGUUCGUCACCGAUGUGUGCAACGGACGCAAGAUUGAGUUGGCUGUCUUCCACGAUGCCCCCAUCGGCUACGAUGACUUCGUGGCCAACUGCACUAUCCAGUUUGAGGAGCUGCUGCAGAACGGGAGCCGUCACUUCGAGGACUGGAUUGAUCUGGAGCCAGAAGGAAGAGUGUAUGUGAUCAUUGAUCUCUCGGGGUCAUCGGGUGAAGCCCCUAAAGACAAUGAAGAACGUGUGUUUCGGGAGCGCAUGCGGCCCAGGAAGCGGCAGGGGGCUGUCAGGCGCAGGGUCCACCAGGUCAACGGCCACAAGUUCAUGGCUACCUACCUUCGGCAGCCCACCUACUGUUCCCACUGCCGAGAUUUUAUCUGGGGUGUCAUAGGAAAGCAGGGAUACCAGUGUCAAGUCUGCACUUGCGUGGUCCACAAGCGAUGCCAUGAGCUCAUAAUUACGAAGUGUGCUGGAUUAAAGAAACAGGAAACUCCCGACGAGGUGGGCUCCCAGCGGUUCAGUGUCAACAUGCCUCACAAGUUUGGGAUCCACAACUACAAGGUCCCCACCUUCUGCGACCACUGUGGCUCCUUGCUCUGGGGCCUCUUGCGGCAGGGUCUGCAGUGCAAAGUCUGCAAGAUGAACGUUCACCGGCGCUGUGAGACCAACGUGGCUCCCAACUGUGGCGUGGAUGCCAGGGGUAUCGCUAAGGUGUUGGCUGACCUGGGUGUUACUCCAGACAAGAUCACCAAUAGUGGCCAGAGGAGGAAAAAGCUCAUUGCUGGUGCUGAGUCCCCACAGCCUGCUUCUGGAAGCUCACCGUCUGAGGAAGAUCGAUCCAAGUCGGCCCCCACCUCCCCCUGUGACCAGGAAAUAAAAGAACUUGAAAACAACAUCCGGAAGGCCUUGUCAUUUGACAAUCGAGGGGAGGAGCACAGGGCAGCCUCGUCCACCGAUGGUCAGCUGGCGAGCCUGGGUGAAAAUGGUGAAAUCCGGCAAGGCCAGGCCAAGCGCUUGGGCCUGGAUGAGUUCAACUUCAUCAAGGUGUUGGGCAAAGGCAGCUUCGGCAAGGUCAUGUUGGCAGAGCUCAAAGGCAAAGAUGAAGUCUAUGCUGUGAAGGUCCUAAAGAAGGAUGUCAUCCUUCAGGAUGAUGAUGUAGACUGCACGAUGACAGAGAAGCGGAUUUUGGCUCUGGCUCGAAAACAUCCAUACCUAACCCAACUCUAUUGCUGCUUCCAGACCAAGGACCGCCUCUUUUUUGUCAUGGAGUAUGUGAAUGGUGGGGACCUCAUGUUCCAGAUUCAGCGCUCCCGAAAAUUCGAUGAGCCUCGUUCCCGGUUCUAUGCUGCAGAGGUUACAUCAGCUCUCAUGUUCCUCCACCAACAUGGAGUCAUCUACAGGGAUUUGAAACUGGACAACAUCCUUCUGGAUGCAGAAGGUCAUUGCAAGCUGGCUGACUUUGGGAUGUGUAAGGAAGGGAUUCUGAAUGGUGUCACGACCACCACUUUCUGCGGGACACCUGACUACAUCGCUCCCGAGAUCCUGCAGGAGCUGGAGUACGGCCCCUCAGUGGACUGGUGGGCCCUGGGGGUACUGAUGUACGAGAUGAUGGCUGGGCAGCCCCCCUUCGAGGCUGACAACGAGGACGAUUUGUUUGAGUCCAUCCUCCACGACGACGUGCUCUACCCGGUCUGGCUCAGCAAGGAGGCGGUCAGCAUCCUGAAAGCUUUCAUGACCAAGAACCCCCACAAGCGCCUGGGCUGCGUGGCGGCGCAGAAUGGUGAGGACGCCAUCAAGCAGCACCCAUUCUUCAAGGAGAUUGACUGGCUGCUUCUGGAGCAGAAGAAGAUCAAGCCGCCCUUCAAACCUCGCAUUAAAACCAAAAGAGAUGUCAAUAAUUUUGACCAAGACUUUACCCGGGAAGAGCCAGUACUCACACUCGUGGAUGAAGCGAUUGUGAAGCAGAUCAACCAGGAGGAAUUCAAAGGCUUCUCCUACUUUGGUGAAGACCUGAUGCCCUGA